AUGUCUGCAUCUUCGAGUAGUACUACUGAUGGUCGAGCAUUACAUGUUUAUCGAGUACCUGUAUAUCAAAAACAUACACGUGGUUACGAUAAUCAUAUAUCAAUUCCACAUGUUCGAUCUCCAUCACCUGAUUCAAAAAUUUAUGUAUCUCGACGACGUCAAUCAACACCUCCAACAUCAACUGUACGUAUUGUUGAAGUAAAAUCUCCAAAACCAACUACAUAUAUUAAACGUUAUUAUCCUCAUACAAGAACAACACGUAUUAUUAGAGAACGAAGUCCAAUUUCAACAGAAUCUGAUUCAGCUUCAUCAAUAUCAUCUCCACAACCAGUUUCAUUAGUAAAACAACGACAACAAGAACCACGUAUUGUUCGUAUAGCUACGACUUCGACAAAUACUGAUUCCAAUACUGAUGUAAUUGUACCUAUUACUAAGAAAAAUCGUCGUACACUUGCUGAAACACCAGUUGCUAUUGUAUCUGAAACUCCACUUGUUAAUCGUGGUACAUCACCAAGAAAACAAUGGAAAAAACGAGAUAAAACUAUUCCACUUGAUGUUGAACGUGAUGUUUAUAUAUCUGAUGAAGAUUAUUAUGAAGAAGCAUUUGCUGAUGGUACAUAUAAACCAAAAUCUUAUAAAUUUUGUAAAUGGUGUCAUGGAAAAUGUGCUCGUCGUUGUCCACAUUGUAAUUUUUGUGAAUGGUAUUAUAGUUGUCCAUGUUGUUGUUGGCUUACAUGUUUACUUUUAUCAUUGGGAUUCCUUAUUGGAAUUUUUAUUCUACUUGGAUUUUUACCAGAAACAAAUCCAUCGCGACGUCCAGUUAAUACUCAAGAAGUAAAUACAACUAUAAAUGCGAUACAACAAAAUUUACCUUGUGAUCCAAUUACGACUUAUAAUGCAUCAAGUACAUUAAUUCGAUGUAUUGAUACAACACCUGUUUACAUUUAUACUGUAGUUGCACAAACGUAUAGCAGAGCAUUUCGAUUACAUAUAAUUAAUUUUCAAAAUUUAUUAUAUGUUUUAUGUUUAUUGAUUUUUAUAUUGCUAGAAAAUCGAUUUAAUAAAUAA
Messenger RNA from Rotaria sp. Silwood1, 1068 nucleotides. Lineage: Eukaryota; Metazoa; Rotifera; Eurotatoria; Philodinida; Philodinidae. The record is from the annotation of a GenBank genome assembly.